Pteropus alecto (black flying fox) is the source of this 634-nucleotide messenger RNA. RefSeq names its product centromere protein S (gene CENPS). The coding region runs from base 108 to 512 and encodes 134 amino acids. Gene Ontology annotation, molecular function: protein heterodimerization activity; chromatin binding. Gene Ontology annotation, cellular component: FANCM-MHF complex; Fanconi anaemia nuclear complex. The transcript has 5 exons. The record is from RefSeq and is a predicted model, not a curated record. Gene Ontology annotation, biological process: replication fork processing; resolution of meiotic recombination intermediates. Lineage: Eukaryota; Metazoa; Chordata; Mammalia; Chiroptera; Pteropodidae.
GUCCCUCCGCGCGGCCCGUCGUCGGGCGCCGCGGCGGGAAAAUCUGAGUGCGCCGUCGCGGUCGCUCUCUUUAUGAGCUCGCACGCCUGCUUGGGGCGGCCGCCGGGAUGGAGGAAGACGAGGGGACUGAUGAGCAGCAGCAAUUCUCCUAUCAACAGAGGCUGAAGGCAGCGGUCCACUACACUGUGGGCUGUCUUUGCGAGGAGGUGGCCUCAGACAAGGAGGUGCAGUUCAGCAAACAGACCAUCGCCGCGAUCUCGGAGGUGACCUUCCGACAGUGUGAAAAUUUUGCCAAAGACCUCGAAAUGUUUGCAAGACACGCGAAAAGAAGCACAAUUAACACCGAAGAUGUGAAGCUCUUAGCCAGGAGGAGUAAUUCACUGCUAAGAUACAUCACAGAGAAAAAUGAAGAGAUCGCUCAGUUUAACCUGGACCGAAAAGCAAAGAAGAAAAAGAAGUUAGAGGAUGAAAACAAAAAUUCAGUGGAGCCAGCAGAGGAAAGUGAGACUUAAACUCUAUCACCGUUUGGAAAAAGUGGCCUUCAGCAGGUAGAGCCACCAAAACACAUAUUGCCACACAGGGAAUUUUGAAAGGAUAAGUGGAGAUUAAAAAAAAAAAAAAAUGGCUAAGAGGC